Molecule: messenger RNA, 2568 nt
Organism: Stylonychia lemnae
Lineage: Eukaryota; Ciliophora; Spirotrichea; Sporadotrichida; Oxytrichidae
Source: the annotation of a GenBank genome assembly
AUGCCCCUAAUAAAGAAAGAAAACUUCAAGGACUUUAAAAACGCCAGUAAAUAAAUUUAUGAGUCGCCUUUCCUAAUACAAGAGUCCAGUAACACAACACUCACUAACAACUAAAUUGAGACAGCUGCUACCAUGUAUGGAGGAUCCAUAUAAGGACCUAGCAGUAAUAGUGGAUUUGAAACUCCAGCAAGAUAGACCAGAGAAACUAGAGACUCUAAUGAAUUCACUUCCAUUUCUAGUUAGCAGCAUCGCAAUUAAAGCAGAGAAAGCGCUCUAGCUGGGUAAUAUAUAGAUAAUUCAUAAAUAUUUCCAAACCAAGAAGCAUCAUAAAAGAAUAGCGGUAAUAAAUUUUUCACCAAAUAAGAAAUUCUCUACGAAUCUAAAGAGUCUUAAUCUAAUCAGUAGAAUUAAGACUAGGCUAGGAAGACUCACUUCCAGGUUUAAAACCGCGAAUCAUAAGCAUUACUAUAGAUAUAGCAGAACAGCAAUCUGUUUAUGACGAUGCGCGCCUAUAAUAUGAAAAAGGGUCGAAGAUCUUCUAAUAGCUACCAAUCUAAUGCUUCUUCUUCAUCUAGAGCUUAAGAGGAAUAAGAUAAUGCGGGUACUGAAAAUAUGGAGGAUAAAUUUAGCAAUGCCGGCACACUUAUUAAUAGCUCGCUCAUGAACUCCGAAAAAAUCGCCAUUACCAAUGAAACUUCUUGCAUAACUUCAUCUGAUCCUAGAAUGGAGAUGAAGGUGAACAGCAAAUAGACAGGAAGAGUUGUUCCUUAAGUUUUAGGAAUCAAUGUAUAGAAGUUUCCUCCUGGGUUUUUUAGUGAAAACAUGAUGGAUACUAGGCAAAGAAAAUAAAAGUCCAUCGAUCGAAUUAACAAUUAAAAUUUAUCGAUUAAAAAUGGAGAUUCCAAUUCAAUUAAUCUGCUUUCAAAAAUUGAAAGCUAAAAGGAACUGUCUAACUUCUUGAACAGUGAGAUGAUGCCAAUAGUCAAGGAAAUGCCAUCUUUGAAGGAAGUAAGAAGCGAGAAAAUUUUAAAUCCUGAAAUAUAAAAAGCUCAUAGGAAACUUAAGAUCAUCGGAAAAUAAACGAUAAAUUCUGAUUUACUUUAAGAUAUGAAUAACCAAAUUAAUUCAUCUGCUACUAGAAGCCUCAUUAAUCAAAGCAGGUUCGAUCAGACUUUGAAUUCUAAUCCAAGUUCUAUCAUUAAGUUCGAUGUUAAUCAACAACUCAAAAUCCAUAAAGUGAAAAGUGAGCCAAACUUAAAGAAAUAUUCAAAGGCAGUUAAGACUAAUUUGCCACCCCUUAUUAAUAAAAACUUCUUCACAGCAAACUAGGAUAAUUAAUAAAGCCUAAAGGGAUUUGAGGACUAACUUCAAAUCAUUAAUCUUAGUGGCAAAUCUAACACGAAACUCAUAGCUAUUCCUAAGAUGAGAGAGGCUUCUUAAUAGGAGUAAGUUAGACCUUACAAGUAUUAAGAGCCCAAGCCAUAAUACCGUUAGUAAAGUGCUCCCAUGCCCCCUGAGGCGAUGCUAAAGAAAAAAGAUGAAAAAGAUAUAAAUAACUUUCUAGAUGGAAACGACUUUCAUAAAAUUCAAAUGACUAUCACUAGAAAAGACGAUAAUGUCCAAUCAAUCUUUAAAAAUCAGAAAAUUUUCAAGAACCCAGUUAUAACUUAAAACGAUAAUAGCUAAAAUAAAUAUGAGUCACUUAGUAAAAUUAUAGAUAACAGUAAGUUUCUUUCAAGAAUACAGGAGAAGAAUUCAUCAUAUUUCCCACUUUCAAAAUAGACUAGUCCAAAAUAUAACAAUAUGCCUGCUCUCAUUACUAUUCACAACAAAGUCAACAAUAUAAACUUCAACUCUAACAUAGGGGGAUAAUAGAUCCCUCUUAGUGAGUAGAACUCAUUGAAAAAUCUCAACGACAUUAAUCAGAUACUUCUUCAUUAAAAAUAAAUUAAAAAGAUCUUGCUAGGAAGUAAUAGCUAAUAAGCAUUGUAAAAUUCUAAAACAAUUGAAAGAGAUCAAGAAACCAGCAGAAAAUAAAUAAAGAAAAUUAAUAUUAAACCUUAAAAAUAGAGAUUGCUGCCCUCUUUGAGGAAUGAUUAGUAACAGUUCACUGUAAAGGACAAUAAUGAACCCCAAAAUCUUCCCUAAAUGCUAACAACAUUUGGCCCAACUUAAAACUAACCUUCUAAGCUAAGUAUAUUUUAGUAAUAAUAUAUUGGCAAUGCACCGUCAAGGCGAGAGUAAAGCUUGUCUUCCAAUGAAGAGACAAAGACUCCCUUACAUGUUAAUUAGCAACAGAAUAGUCAGCAAGAUGAUGUCGAGAUGACAUUUGGCUUUAUUGGGCACUCAAACAUGGGCAAUACUGUAAGUAGCUCUAUGAUGAGAGAGUCUACAAGUGGCUACAGUAUAACAAAUGCCAACAAUACUAAUUCAUCUCAAAACAAGGUCUUUGGCACUACCUUCCUCAAAUCUCUGCAGGAGACUAGCAAUAAAACUCAUCAACAAUAAUUGAGUAAGUUUAAUAAAAACGAGAUUAGCAGCAUAAAUCAAAACACAAUCUCCUAAUGA